AGGCCCAGAGAUGACUGCUGUGUGUCACCCGCCCACUCGGUUCCACCAUGUCCACGGGGCCAAUGUCUGUGUUGAUCCUUCAGGCACCCAGGCUACCCGAGUGGAGAGCUUUGCGAACGGCCUGUGCUUCAGCCUUGAGCCUCUGGCACCCGGGCAGAUCUUCUUGGUAGAGAUUGAGGAGAAGGAGCUGGGGUGGUGUGGUCAUCUGCGGGUAGGGCUGACUGCCCAUGAUCCUUGCAGCCUGGAUGUACUGCCUGAGUACUCGCUGCCAGAUCUGGUGAACAUGGGGGACAGCUGGGUGUUUGCCAUCACCCGCAACCACAACCGAGUCACUGUGGGCACUGCCGAGGACCAGGCAACCACCAGGGUGAGGAGUUUCCUCUCCAACCCUUAUUUGCUAAUUGAGCAAGUCAGGAUUCCUCGGGACAAACUGGUGGGUCGGAGCAGGCCUGGCCGCUACAGCCACCUCCUGGACGACUUGUACAAAACAAAUGUACUCCCUGCGACAGCCCGGAGGAGUCGGAUUGGGGUGCUCUACACUUUGCAGCCUGACGGGACAGCCGACAUGCAUAUUGUCAUCAAUGGUGAGGACAUGGGACCUAGUGCCAGGGGUCUGCCUGCUUCCCGCCCCCUGUAUGCCGUGAUUGACAUCUUUGCUUCCACCAAGAGUGUCCGAGUCAUCCAGGUGGAAUAUGGCUUCCCCUCCCUGCAGACUCUUUGCCGGCUGGCCAUCCAGAAACACAUCGCCCACCGACUGGACAUUGAUGGGCUCAACCUCCCCCCAGUGCUGAAGAACUUCUGCAAAUACGAGUGAAGCAGCCAAUGCGCCUGUGCACCCACUGCCCAAGUCGCCUACCCAGGAGACCAGUCUUUUUCAGAGAAUGCACAUGAACAAUUAAACAGUGGUGAAGCCAUGCUCCAUCUUGGCUCCAUCAACAGAAUGCAAGGCUUGUGGGCCUCAGUUCCAAUGUAAUCCUAGGGGCAGCCACCCCUAUGCCACAAGAUACUCCCUGAAAAGACAAAGCUGCUCGUCAAACAACAGGACCCAGAAACGGCAGGAGAGUUCCGAACUAAGGAGGAUUUGAUUUUCAGACUGCAAGAAGAUUUAGUAGCAAGCAGCGCCAGACUGGAACUACUGGCCAAACAGACAUGUACUCAGGGGCCUAGAGGCUGUUGCUAUGGGGAAAGAGUGGUGUAAGGCACAAGGCAGUGGACUUCACUGUAGUUGUGACAGUUCAAUAAAGACUGCCUGAGAAAAGAGCAAGAGGCAUCCUGGGCAUGGUGACUUCACUGCGGCCUUGGCUGCCUUGCCCUCAAGGGCUCCUAAGCAAGGGAUAUUUUCUGUUUCAUUGCUGUACACCGCCCUCAUACUGCAGAAUAUAAAUAUUUUUAUAAACAAACAAACAGAUAGCCUGGUUAUGGAGACAGGCUUAGAAAGAUGCAGCGCCCACUCCGGGCCACCCGAGUCGGAAGAGGCUUAGCCACCCGACUGCCCCCCUUUCAAACUCCCCCAGGAACUACGCCUUGGGCAGAGGGGCAAGGCAGUGGCUGCAUAGUGGCUCUGUGUGACAUAAGGGCCAAGCCCUGUGACACUGGUUCUAGAAUGGGAGGAACUUAAGGACAGGCACAGCACUGGAGCAGCAGCAGCAGGAGAGGCCGGCUCUCAGCUGACACAAUGUCCUAUUAUGGGAUGGGGAAAGUUUCCUCAGGCUUCUUUUCAUCUCU
Messenger RNA from Rhineura floridana, 1725 nucleotides. RefSeq names its product neuralized E3 ubiquitin protein ligase 2 (gene NEURL2). The record is from RefSeq and is a predicted model, not a curated record. Gene Ontology annotation, biological process: intracellular signal transduction. Gene Ontology annotation, molecular function: ubiquitin protein ligase activity. Lineage: Eukaryota; Metazoa; Chordata; Lepidosauria; Squamata; Rhineuridae. The transcript is spliced from 2 exons. Bases 11 to 814 code for a protein of 267 amino acids.